This is a messenger RNA of Scatophagus argus, 2799 nucleotides long. RefSeq names its product voltage-dependent L-type calcium channel subunit beta-3-like. Gene Ontology annotation, biological process: regulation of voltage-gated calcium channel activity; neuromuscular junction development; calcium ion transmembrane transport. The record is from RefSeq and is a predicted model, not a curated record. Bases 701 to 2587 code for a protein of 628 amino acids. The transcript is spliced from 14 exons. NCBI's taxonomy places the organism in Eukaryota, Metazoa, Chordata, Actinopteri, Scatophagidae. Gene Ontology annotation, cellular component: voltage-gated calcium channel complex. Gene Ontology annotation, molecular function: high voltage-gated calcium channel activity; protein binding.
UUGUAUGCUGUAAAUCGGCCACACAAAGGAAUUACGUCGUGCUAGCUUUUUAAUUUCAUCUUUCUAUUUUGGAGCCGGGCCAUUAUAAUACUCCCAUGUGUUCAGCCAAACCCCAGGAAGUUGUUUGGAUGCACACAAACACACACACGUACACACACACACGUGCGCGUAGACACACUCACUCACUAAUCGGGCAUCACGCGCGCUGCGGACAGAGUCAACUCUGGUCAACAACAUAAAUGAGACAUCCCUCACUUUGCGUUAUUUAGCACGCCUGGAACAGUGCGGACGGAUCGGACGCCUUCAUGGUUUGCUCGGCGCUUGAGGUCAGACUGAACGGUGUGCGGCUCAACAGAUGCCGCACCGAGAAAUAAGCCUUUAAUACCCCUAGGACUCGGGAAAGGGUAACUACACUCAACUCACAAUACAGACUUAAGUGAAACCCCUCACGCCACUCAUCCGCGUCUCCGGCGGUGUCCUGCGCGUCGCGGUUCCUUGGGAAAUAUAUUCCACCUUUACGCACAACACGGCGCUUAAAGAUCGGUGUUUUCGCAGCCUUUAACAGCCUCGGAUAUAUCCACCUGUUCUAGAGGUAAACUCAGGUCUCAUGGCAUACUUGUCGACGUCUUAUUUACCGGAGCCAGGUGAGCGAUAAUUUGAUCCAACCGUGGAAUAACAUUAGAGGACCACUUUAACAGCCAUGCCGCCCAAGAAAAAGGGAGAGCGUCAGGACUCGGAUGCCGUUGAGGAAAGAAACGCUCAGGUGCAGCUGGAGAAGGCCAAGUACAAGCCUGUGGCAUUCGCAGUACGUUGCAACUUCUCUUAUACGCCAGCAGACGACGACAACGUUCCCGUACCAGGCCAGGCAGUCACCUUUGAGGCCAGAGACUUCCUCCACGUCAAAGAGAAGUUUAACAAUGACUGGUGGAUCGGUCGACCAGUGAAGGAGGAUGGUGUGGUGGGCUUCAUCCCCAGUCCAGUCAAUCUGGAAACCAUUCUCAUCAGGAGAGAAGUCCAGGCGAGGAAAGCUGCCAAGGCCUUAGCCAACAAAGCAGCAUCUCAAGCAGCUCAAGAUAUGAACUCAAAGAAAUACACUCCUCCAUCACAAGCCAAUCAGCAGGUGAAAAAGAAACCGGGGGAGCAGGUGGCUAUGUACGAUGUAGUGCCUACAAUGCGUCCUGUGGUCCUAAUGGGACCGUCACUGAAGGGCUUAGAGGUUACAGAUAUGAUGCAAAAAGCGCUAUUUGACUUUUUAAAACAUCGAUUUGAAGGCAGAAUUACUAUAACACGGGUCACAGCAGACAUCUCUCUGGCUAAACGGUCCAUCCUCAACAACCCGGGAAAAAAGGCCUUAAUUGACCGGUCGAACACACGCUCCAAUUUAGAUGCUGCCGCUCAGAUCCAAGGUGAGGUGGAACGUAUCUUCGAGCUCGCGCGCAGCCUGCAGCUGGUGGUUCUAGACGCAGACACUGUCAACCAUCCUCUCCAGGUGUCCAAGACCUCCCUGGCACCCAUUCUAGUCUAUGUCAAGAUCUCCUCACCAAAGGUGUUGACGAGACUGAUUAAAACCAGAGGGAAGUCACAGACCAAACAUCUUAAUGUUCAAAUGGUGGCAGCAGACAAGCUCGCCCAAUGCCCACCAGAAAUGUUUGACGUCAUCUUAGAUGAGAACCAGCUAACUGAUGCCUGUGAACACAUCGCUGACUAUCUGGAGUCUUACUGGAGAGCCACUCAUCCACCAGAGAUGGAGCCUGCCAAUGCGCUGGUGGCCCAGCUGGCUGAGAAUACGCUGCCCACCAGUCCUUCAGCAAUAAAAGAUGGGCAGAAAAACAAGAAGUCAGCUGCCCCCAAGAGGAAGGGUUCCCGGGAGAACCAUCUGGACCAGGAGCCCCCUCCAGCGCCAGCACAGGAACAGACGGCUGAGGAGGGCCAAAAAGAGGAGGAAGAGCGGCUCUUGAGGACUGAACCAAAGAGACCCCAGCACACCCGCCACCAUCACCAUCAUCACCACCACCACCGCCGGAUAGAGCAUCAUUGCCACACCCAGCACAACCAAACAUCCGGUGGCCCGGAAGUACAGUCGAGCAGGGAUUAUAGCCAGAGGCUUCCCCGCAGGCACCUGCCCGAGGAGAGGGAGGAAGAGGUGGAAGAUGUGGUGGAGGAGGACGAGGAGGAGACUCGUUAUUACCACCGAGGCCAUAACCACCACCAUCAUAACAGUAACCACCACCAUCACCACCACCACCACCAACAUCACCGAGGGAGCAGCCAGCCACACGUCGGGGAAGACUAUGAGCAGGAGCACAAUGAACGCAACCGGCAGCACAGGCGUCACCCGCAUAUUCCACCAGGGACACAAAAUAUGGAUCACUAUCCUACACACAAUCAUCACAAUUACCACCACUACCAUGGCAGAGACAGGGACAGAGACAGGGACAGAGACAGAGACAGGGAUAGAGACAGAGAUGGGGACAGAGACAGAGACAGAGAAAGACACAAGGACAGGGAAAGAGACAGAGAUAGGGAUCGGGGCAGAGAUAGAGACAGAGAUGCACGACAAUGGCAUCGGGAUUCCUAUAUACACUAGUGACUCCUUUUCCUCUGUGGACUGGUGCAUGGUUUUAUGCUGCUCAAGUUAUAAUGCACUAAUGGAUGGGUCAGAGUGGUGCAUCAUCUUUGUAGACAGUGUUUCUCCUCAUAUUGUUUGCCAUUUUUAAUUUUUACCCUCCGCCACCUCACACGCACCUAUGUCUCUUCCUCGUCUAUUGUCUCAUGUUUUUUUUUUUUUCAUUUUUACCU